CGCGGAGUCAUAGCCUGGCGCUUCCCCGUCGUUGCUCAGCAGCCGAGCGGGAGAAGUUUCUUGCUCUCUGGGACGGCACGGCAGGAGACGAGACUUCUUCACCACCAUCAUGCUGGCCCUGAUGCUGACUGUGCUCCUGGCCGCCGGCUCGGCGGUACUGGCUGAGCCCCUCAAGUUCGUGGACUGCGGUUCCAAAGAUGGAAGUAUUUCAGAGGUCAAUGUGACUCCUUGCCCUACCCAACCUUGUCUUCUCCACAAAGGAGAGUCGUACAGCGUUAAUGUCACGUUUACUAGUAAGGUUGACAGCCAGGGCAGCCAAGCAAAAGUAUAUGGAGAAAUGAUUCACGUGGACAUCCCCUUCCCACUUGAUCAGCCUGAUGGGUGCAAGUCUGGGAUCAAUUGCCCUAUCCAGAAGGAACAUUCUUACAACUACCUGACCAAGCUACCAGUAAAGACUGACUACCCAUCUCUUAAACUAGUUGUCAAGUGGGAGCUGCUUGAUGACCAAGGCGAGAUGUUGUUCUGUUGGAAGAUUCCUGUCCAGAUCACCAGCUAAGAAAGCCCUGAUUAGCCCUUGGGGGCUUACGGGGGAGGGAAAAAGAGGGGGGUGGGUCUAGAGAGGAAUCAAAUGCCUUGCUGUACAAGGCAUUUCUUGCUUUAGUUCCUCUAGCAUCUGUGCUCUCCUCCCCCAGAGUCGAAGUCUAGAUGCAGCAAGGGGGUGCUAGUCAGAACUAAUCUACCCAAGAGAGACUUGGGGCUGAAGGAAGUCUGACUGUAACUCAGGGCAAAGUUCUUGUAACCAUUAACAGAGGUGGUCUGGGGGAGGAUUUUGAUUGCUCAAAAUGGAAUGUGUAUCAUGAAAAUAUUUUUUCUGUAAGAGAAACUGGGCCAACAAAACAAAUAUCUGGAUGAUUGCUGCUUGUCAACACUUUAGUGCCUCUCAUGGUCAGAUGCUGGCUGCUGGCUUCCAUGUGCUUCUCCCGUGCCCUUAUCCUUGCCCACAUCCCUGCUCUCUCACCAGCUCAGCUUUCCUUGGAUCUGCAUUUUUCCCCUGGAGCCAAAAGAAGACUGAACAGCCACCUUCAGUGGCUACUUGCUACAGAGAGGGAAAACUAUCCUCUCAGUAGACGCCAAACCAAAUGGCAUUUGGUCUCUCUGCAGAGAUCAUUUGUAUUAACCAUUUUGCACUAUCUUGUAAUUCACCUGGAGUUGCUGGGGGAGGUGUUCUCCAAAUCCAGCCUCUUUUUAUAACUUUCUUUUAAUAAACUCUUUCUGAUGAAA
Messenger RNA from Elgaria multicarinata webbii, 1281 nucleotides. It is a transcript of the gene NPC2, whose product is annotated as NPC intracellular cholesterol transporter 2. The record is from RefSeq and is a predicted model, not a curated record. Lineage: Eukaryota; Metazoa; Chordata; Lepidosauria; Squamata; Anguidae. Gene Ontology annotation, molecular function: cholesterol binding. Bases 110 to 556 code for a protein of 148 amino acids. Gene Ontology annotation, biological process: cholesterol efflux; intracellular cholesterol transport. The transcript is spliced from 4 exons.